Messenger RNA from Sinocyclocheilus anshuiensis, 1393 nucleotides. RefSeq names its product brain acid soluble protein 1 homolog. The record is from RefSeq and is a predicted model, not a curated record. NCBI's taxonomy places the organism in Eukaryota, Metazoa, Chordata, Actinopteri, Cypriniformes, Cyprinidae. The coding region runs from base 213 to 779 and encodes 188 amino acids. The transcript has 2 exons.
CUCGUCCUCAGUGGCUCGCAGCGCGUCGCGCGCCCCCCGCCCCCCCAAAACCGAAUACGAGUGCGCGCGAGAAAUGCAGCGCGAGACACACACCGAGCAGCCCCGAUAAACCCCGCCGAAUCCACGCGCACGGGAAAAAACACAUUGGGAAAAACAGCACACGCUUGAGAAAGGAGUGACAGGAAAGUCCACCGCCGACGUUCAGAGGUAAAAUGGGAGGGAAGCUGAGCAAAAAGAAGAAGGGAUACAAUGUGAACGACGAGAAGGCAAAAGAGAAGGACGCAAAGACGGAUGGAGCGUCGGCGGAAGAGGGUGAAGCUCCAAAGGAGAACAAGGAGGACGCUCCUGCUGCCACUGAGACAACCAAUGACACGGCGGCGGCCACCAAAGAAACCGCCGAUAGCAAUUCCACCGCACCCAAGGAGGAGGAGAAAAGCGCCGCCCCUGUGAAGAAGGAGGAGCCUGCGGCGAAUGCUAAUGCUCCUAAAGCUUCUGACGCCAAGAGCAAUGAGGCUAUCAAAGCAGAACCCGCCAAGAGUCCAGAUGCCCCUCCUGCCAAAGCAGAAGAAAAAUCUGCCCCUUCUGCAGCUCCGGCCAAUGAGAAAGAGGCUGCAAAAGAUCCCACCCCUCCUGUAGCCACGGUGACGGAGAGCAAGCCCAACGCUGAGUCUAAAAAAACUGAGGCUCCGCCCGCAAAAGAAUCCACCCCUGCAGAGCCAAUCACCACGAAGACCAGCCCCGCCCCCAAUAAGGAGCAAGCAGUCACUGUGCAGGAUUAACAGAAGGAACAGUGAAUGACAAGAUUAAUGACAAAUGAAAAACAAGAUCAAAUCGAAAUAAUAAAACUAGCCCGCCCAUUUUAAAUUAUAUCAGUAAUUAUAAUAUGAAUAAUGAUAAUAGUAAUAAUGAUUUUAACAGGUUGGACUUUGAUCAUGUUGGCGAUGGACAUGAUCAUGGUGAAUAAGACUGGCAGUUAUGAUGAUAUCUUUAAUAUUCAAUUGAACUUUGAUACAAACCACCAGCCCCCAACUCUCUCUCUCUCUCUUUAUCUGUUCUCACCUUUCUUUCUACCUCCAUUCAAAGAGGGGUGGAAUAAAAACAUGGAAUCUAUUCAUUGCCACCCUCCGAAUCUCACUUCCCUCCAUUUGAGUGUGAUGGCAGUGGGUGGGGUUAAUAUAUAUGUGUGUGUGUGUGUGUGUGUGUGUGUGUAUGCGUGAGUGACAGUAGUAGUAAUAGUAGUAGUCCAGCCUCCCUGAUACACAUUUCAUAUUUCCUGUUUGCGGCUUUCUAGUUAGUGAUUGGCAUUGUGUCUUUGCUUAUCCCCUGACUUUCCUACUUUCUUUGUUGGUCUCUCUCUUUUUCUCACAUAUCAGUGGAAACUAAAUCAGUGUAU